UAAAUUUACCGGUAUUAACAUUCAAACAAACGUCAAAGAGUUCAAUCGACAUGGGUAGAUGCAAGCAGAAGCAAAAUUUUAUGGACGAAAUGCACGAUAUCAUAUGUGAAAUAGAAAGAUUGAAGCCCGAGCCUGAGGUGUGCAACGUGAGCUGCCCUCCUCUAGGAUGUCCCCUAGGACCCUGUCCGGGGAUGUGCUGCUCAAAAAGGAUCUGCGAUCCUUGCUGCGUGUCAAAGAUGCCAUGCAAUCCAUCGUCACUCCGUCCACUUCGUCGUUGCAUGCCACGUUGUUUAAAGGACUAUGCAUGCAGUGCGGCCCGCUUGUCGUCCUGCGGCUCUUCAUCGAUAGACAUAAAUCGAGGAAAUCCAACUAACCGGAAUGGCGGUUGUUGCAAGCUCAUUCCUCAUGAUCAAUCAGGAUU
This is a messenger RNA of Wasmannia auropunctata (little fire ant), 421 nucleotides long. Its product is annotated as keratin-associated protein 5-4-like. The transcript has 2 exons. The annotation marks the transcript as partial. Lineage: Eukaryota; Metazoa; Arthropoda; Insecta; Hymenoptera; Formicidae. The record is from RefSeq and is a predicted model, not a curated record.